Tachyglossus aculeatus (Australian echidna) is the source of this 561-nucleotide messenger RNA. RefSeq names its product MYC binding protein (gene MYCBP). Gene Ontology annotation, biological process: regulation of DNA-templated transcription. Gene Ontology annotation, cellular component: nucleus. The transcript is spliced from 5 exons. NCBI's taxonomy places the organism in Eukaryota, Metazoa, Chordata, Mammalia, Monotremata, Tachyglossidae. The coding region runs from base 30 to 407 and encodes 125 amino acids. The record is from RefSeq and is a predicted model, not a curated record. Gene Ontology annotation, molecular function: transcription coactivator activity.
AGUGCGCAGGCGCAGGCGGCGUGGUGCGCAUGCGCCGCCCCGUGAGGCGAUUUUCCUGCCGCUCUCCCGCGACGCCGGGACCGCCCCCCGUUAUUAUGGCUCAGUACAAAGCGGCCGACUCGAAGCGGGAGCAGUUCCGGAGGUACCUGGAGAAGUCGGGGGUGCUCGACUCGCUCACCAAGGUAUUGGUAGCCCUCUAUGAAGAACCAGAGAAACCAAAUAGUGCAUUGGAUUUUCUAAAGCAUCAUUUAGGAGCUGCAAUUCCAGAAAAUCCAGAAAUAGAGUCAAUUCGCCUUGAACUUGCAGAAAUGAAGGAGAAAUAUGAAGCUGUUCUAGAAGAAAAUAAAAAACUAAAAACAAAGCUUGCUCAAUACGAACCACCUCAGGAAGAGAAGCGAGCGGAAUAGUUUUCCCACUUGAACCUUUGCUGUAAAGGGUCUUUUGUGACCUGCAUAGUUUGUAUAGUACGUAAUCAGUUUUCCUGGAUGGAGUCUGUUGGACCAUUCAACAUGCUAAAUUCAUUUACCGCAUUAAAGUUAUAAAAAGGGUUAAGAAUUAUGA